Molecule: messenger RNA, 1645 nt
Organism: Aspergillus heteromorphus CBS 117.55
Lineage: Eukaryota; Fungi; Ascomycota; Eurotiomycetes; Eurotiales; Aspergillaceae
Exons: 1
Coding region: 350-1573 (407 amino acids)
Source: RefSeq, a predicted model, not a curated record
CACCGCCACCAGCCACCGGGCGGUGCGGCCAAGCGGCCCUAACCGUGCAACACGAAGCCAGCAGCAGUUCAGUCUGUUUCAGAUCUCGGGCGCCUCUCAAAAGGAGUGCUAAAUCGGGCGGAUCGCUGUGAAUGCAGUGGGGCAGGGCCCAUCGGCUUUCUCUUGGCUGUCGGGCAAAUCUGCCUGCUUUGCUGCUGCUGCUGCUGCUGCUUCUCCGCUCUUUUAAACAUGACGCGCCGCCACUCCUUUCUCAUGUCUGUCUGUCUGUCUGCUUUCUUUCCCUCACACAUCUGGGCUAUAACCUCAAUGCUACUGGACUAGGUUCGAUUCGAUAUUGCACCCCAAUCCAAUGCCUCACUUCGCCAAUACGCCGGAAGCCGCCCUCGUGACGCGCACGGAUUCGCUCGACCCAGCUACGACAUGUCGCGGCGUCACGAAUAACGGGAAGCCCUGUCGCCGGCCUCUGGCUUCGCCAGCUGGACCGGCCAAACAAUCGCAACUCGACGCAGCAGCGAUGUUCUGCUGGCAACACCGCGACCAAGCCGACUCCAUCCCAACCUCAACCAACACACCCACGCCCACAUACCCACAAUCACACUCCCAACUCCCACCGCGCGGGAGCAUCGACACCCUCAUGGAGAAACUCGGCGUGCUCGACAUCAACGCCGCCGCCCCGUCUCGUCGUCACAAACAAAAAAAGAAAACAAAGCGCACCGUGUGCUGCUGCUUCGAAGUCAUCGAAGAAGAGGACAUCCAGCCGCCGUCUCGCCCCGUCGCUGCUCCACAGCAACAACAACAACAACAACGACCCUCCUCCAGCUCCUACCCCUCCGGCCCCCAAUCAUGGAUCCCCCCCAACCUCACCCCAGAAACAACCUCCAUCCUGACCAGCGAAAUCACAAAACCCAUCUCCGACGCCGACGAACCGGGCUACAUCUACAUGUUCUGGGUGACGCCGGACGACGGGACCUCGACACGGGGACCGCCGCCCUCCCACGUCGCGUCUUCGCUUCUCCCUCCGGCCUCAUCCCCCCACGGCCCCAGCCGCGACAGAACCGUCAGCGAUGCCCUCCUCACCGCCCGCGAUCUCAACGCCCUAACCACCGCCCCAAGCGGCACUUCCCCAGGCACCAUCCGGCUGAAAAUCGGCCGAACAAGCAACGUCACCCGCCGGAUGAACGAGUGGACCAGGCAGUGUAGUCACCACCUCACCCUCAUCCGGUAUUAUCCGUGGACGCCGUCGACACCAUCGCCAUCGCCGUCGCCAUCGCCUGCGCGGCGCAGCGGGGGGAAAACAGCAGCAGGAGCAGGAGCAGGAGCAGGAGCAGGACACGACAACACCCCGCUCAUGCCCGGACGCAAAAUGCCGCAUGUGCAUCGGGUGGAGAGGCUGAUUCAUCUGGAGUUGGCGGACGUCCGGAUCAGGGAUUUGGGCAAGUGUCCGGAUUGCGGCAAGGAGCAUAAGGAGUGGUUUGAGAUUGAGGCGGACAAGGCGGCGCUGAAGCGGGUGGAUGAUUGUAUUAGACGGUGGGUGAGGUGGGCGGAGUCGGACAGUCCGGUUUUGGGGGAUUAGAUUGGUGGAUUGUUGGGAAAGACUAGAGUAGAGUAGAGUAGAGUAGUAAAGUGUGGGGUGGUGUAUAGAUAG